This is a messenger RNA of Nicotiana tabacum (common tobacco), 806 nucleotides long. The record is from RefSeq and is a predicted model, not a curated record. Lineage: Eukaryota; Viridiplantae; Streptophyta; Magnoliopsida; Solanales; Solanaceae.
CCCUCGUUGAAUACAACUCAACUACCAACUAAUUCUCUCAAUCCUCCAUUGUCCGGCCAUUAAUUUAUUUCCAAUUUUCUCUCUAUAAAUAACCAAAGUUCUCACUAGCUUAUGUACCCAACACUCGAGCAAAAAUAUUUGUAGUAUUAUACCCUUCACUACUUCGAAUCCUGACACUACACUCUAUUGUUUUAUCUUCCCCCAAUUUUUUAAGAAUGGAAAUGGUAGGUAAGAUUGCAUGCUUUGUGGUUUUGUGCAUGGUGGUGGUUGCACCCCAUGCAGAGGCACUGAGCUGCGGCCAAGUUCAGUCCGGCUUGGCUCCUUGUCUCCCUUAUUUGCAGGGCCGCGGCCCUUUGGGGAGCUGUUGUGGUGGUGUUAAAGGUCUGUUGGGUGCAGCCAAGUCCCCAUCUGACCGGAAGACUGCAUGCACUUGCCUGAAAUCGGCUGCUAAUGCUAUUAAGGGUAUUGAUAUGGGCAAAGCCGCUGGUCUCCCUGGUGCUUGUGGUGUCAACAUUCCUUACAAGAUCAGCCCCUCCACAGACUGCUCUAAGGUCCAGUAAGUUUGAUGAAAGAUCAGAUUUUCACCGCACUCUUUGGCAGUAGUGCAAUCAUGAUCAGGAGCAGAAUAUAAUAAGAAUAUGGAUAUCGAGUUAUUUGAUCCAGCUUAUGGAUCCAUUUCUAUUUUGUGUCUGUUAUCUCUUCUUUUUUCUGUCUUUUCGAGUAAUAAUCGAGUCUUGUAUGAAACUUUGGUGGAUGGUUGUAUUAUAAUCCAAUCUUGAUAUUUAGACAUCUAUCUUAUUUAGUUA